GGGGCCGGCGCUCGCCCCUCCCCGGCGGCGGCUCCGUGAGCAGCGGCGGCUCCUGUUGCUCCCCGGUGCUCUGCCCGCCCGGCCCGCUGGCCCCUCCCCGGCGGCUCCGUGAGCAGCAGCGGCUCCUGUUGCUCCCCGGUGCUCUGCCCGCCCACCGCCGUAUAAAGCGCGGCGCGGGGGGCGCGCCCGCGGCUGCCGCCAGCCGCGGAGGAGGAGGAGCGCUGUCCGCCGCGGAGGAGGAGGCUGCCCGCCGCCGCCGCUGUGCUGCCCGCCCGCUGCGCUCCCCGGGCGCUUCUCCCCUCUCUCUGCACGGCCGCCCCUUCCCCGCUGUGGGGCGGGCGGCGCGGGCAGGCCGGCGGUGCGGAGGGCGAAGAUGGCGAGGAGCGGCGCCCGGUGGCCGCGGCUCCUGCUGCUGCCGCUGCUGGCCCUGGCGCUGCCGGCGGCGGCGGAGCAGCGCCCCGGCCCAGCAGAUAAACUUCUAGUCUUUACUGUAGCAACUAAAGAAACCGAUGGCUUUCACCGUUUCAUGCGAACUGCAAAGCAUUUCAACUACACAGUAAAGGUUCUUGGAAAAGGAGAAGAAUGGAAAGGUGGUGAGCUGCCCAACUCCAUUGGCGGAGGGCAGAAAGUUCGGCUGCUGAAAGAAGGCAUUGAGAGCUUUGCUGAUCAAGAGGACCUAGUUGUGCUGUUUGUUGAAUGCUAUGAUGUUAUCUUUGCCGGGGGCCCUGAAGAGCUGCUAAAGAAAUUUCAGGAAACUAAUCACAAAGUGGUGUUUGCAGCAGAUGGACUAAUUUGGCCGGAUAAAAGGUUGGCUGACAAGUAUCCUGUUGUCCGGAGUGGGAAACGAUUCCUGAACUCAGGAGGAUUCAUUGGCUAUGCUCCGUACAUAAAUCGUAUUGUGCAGCAGUGGAAUCUGCAGGAUAAUGAUGAUGACCAGCUGUUUUACACCAAAAUCUAUGUUGACCCAGUGGCAAGGGCGCACAUUAACAUCACUUUGGACCACAAAUGCACAAUUUUCCAGACCCUAAAUGGAGCUGUUGAUGAAGUCCUUUUGAAAUUUGAGGAAGGAAAAGUAAGAGCAAGGAAUUCAGUGUAUGACACCCUACCAGUCACCAUUCAUGGAAAUGGCCCAACUAAAAUUCACCUGAAUUAUUUGGGAAACUAUAUUCCUAAUGCUUGGACACGGGAAACUGGUUGCAGUGUUUGUGAUUUGGACUUAGUAGACCUGUCAGCAGUACAGGAAUAUCCAAGAGUAAAAAUUGGUGUUUUCAUUGAACAACCCACUCCUUUCCUAACUAAAUUUUUAGACAGACUGUUGACUCUGGACUACCCACGGGAGGCACUCAGUAUCUUCAUUCAUAAUAAUGAGGUUUACCAUGAAAAGCACAUCAAGAAAUUCUGGGAGAAAGCCAAGAACAUUAUCAGAAAUAUUAAAAUUGUUGGGCCUGAAGAAAACCUGAGUCAAGCAGAAGCCCGGAACAUGGGAAUGGACCUUUGUCGCCAGGAUAAAACAUGUGAAUAUUACUUAAGUAUAGAUGCAGACGUCGUGCUGACAAACCCCAAAACUUUAAGAAUACUGAUAGAACAGAACAGAAAGAUAAUUGCUCCGCUCAUGACUCGCCAUGGGAAGCUCUGGUCCAAUUUCUGGGGUGCUCUGAGCCCAGAUGGUUAUUAUGCUAGAUCAGAAGAUUAUGUGGACAUUGUCCAAGGGAACAGAGUAGGAGUAUGGAAUAUCCCUUAUAUGGCUAAUAUAUACUUAAUUAAGGGACAGACUCUCAGAUCUGAGAUGAAAGAAAAGAACUACUUCAUGCGUGACAAGCUGGAUCCGGACAUGGCACUGUGCAGGAAUGCCAGGGAAAUGACUUUACAAAGGGAAAAAGACUCCCCUUCUUCGGAAACAUUCCAUAUGCUCAGAGCCCCAAAGGGUGUUUUCAUGUACAUUACCAACAGACAUGAAUUUGGAAGACUUCUGUCUACAGCCAAUUACAAUACCUCCCACUACAACAAUGACCUCUGGCAGAUAUUUGAGAAUCCGGUGGACUGGAAGGAAACUUACAUAAAUCCAAACUACUCAAAGAUCUUCACUGAUAACAUAGUAGAACAGCCAUGUCCAGAUGUGUUUUGGUUUCCCAUAUUUUCUGACACUGCCUGUGAUGAAUUAGUAGAAGAAAUGGAACAUUUUGGGCAAUGGUCUGGUGGAAAACACCAAGAUAGCCGCAUUUCUGGAGGUUAUGAAAAUGUCCCAACUGAUGACAUUCACAUGAAGCAGAUAGGGCUGGAUAACGAAUGGCUGCAUUUCAUACGAGAGUUCAUUGCCCCAGUCACACUGAAAGUCUUUGCUGGCUAUUACACCAAGGGCUAUGCUCUGCUGAACUUUGUAGUAAAAUACAGCCCUGACAGACAGCGGUCACUCAGACCUCACCACGACUCCUCCACCUUCACCAUCAACAUCGCCCUCAACAAAGUAGGAGAGGACUUUCAGGGAGGUGGCUGUAAAUUCCUUAGGUACAACUGCUCCAUUGAGUCUCCCAGGAAAGGAUGGAGCUUCAUGCACCCAGGAAGACUAACGCAUUUACACGAAGGACUUCCCAUCUUGAAUGGCACAAGAUACAUUGCAGUAUCAUUUAUUGAUCCUUAAUUUUAUUUUUUUGUCCUCUUCAACAGCGGUGUUCUUUACAUAAACAUUUAUUUAUAGAUCUCUUCUGGAAGAUGGUGAAAAAAGAAACUUUAAGUUACUGUUACUACACAGCAGAGGUACUUUGGGCUAAAAGGAGGAAAACAGAAAAUGUUCUAAUAUUGAAGAUUUCUUGAUAUCUGCUCUGAGCCUUGAGUCCCAAAGUUAAACAUGUCCUACUUGUUUUUCCAUUCUGCUGUCCUAAAGAGUGGAUAAGGAGAGAAAAUGGAAAAGCACAGUGAACCCAUUUCUUCGUUGAAAAAAACCCAAACCCCAAGCAAUACUAAAUACAAAAUCAUCGGAAAAAUUUAUCAUGGUUUUCAUUCAGUAAAGUGACACAGCUAAAGUUUGGUGGUCUGUAUGUUUGGUACCAACCAAUGAUGGAAAAAUCACAGCAUAAAAACAAAAUCAAAUGAAUCUUGUUUACAGUUGUUUCUGGUAAGCAAUAAUUCCGUAUGUUGGUUUAUACUGAAGGGAAAACGUCUCUGUAGCCUGGUCUCCUAAUUCAUUGUCAAUACUGAAAUGUUCACCCUUAGAAGAAAAAAAUAAUUAAUUGCAGAGAUGGAACAAGGAUUAAAUCCUUUAUCUAAGGAGGAAGUGUUUUAUCAUUGUUCUGAGAACUCAGCCUGUUGAAAGCUUACUUUUCUUCAGCAAGUGACCUUUGUUUAAAGUGAGUUAUUUUUCUAAAUGUGUAGUUGCACCCAAUGGAUACUGGAAAUUUGAUGCUUAUUUUCAGAACGCUGGUAAAUUUUAAUAGGAUGUUUUAUAGGGACAGUUUUCUACUCUUAAAACUACUUGAAUUUUGUAUCAGGAAAACGAAAAGGUGGCAGUCUCUUUUAAAGCUAAGGGUCUUAACUUGACAAUUAUUUUAAAGAAAUUGGUUUAAAAUAUUCCUACUGUAUCUACUGUUUGUAAUUUAAGGAAACUUGAAGCUAAUUGUCUCAAAGUCUACCGUGCCAAAAUGCACGAGAUGUUGGAAAACCUUGUGAAAAAUAAAGGGUAAUUUUAAAUUAA
Messenger RNA from Prinia subflava (tawny-flanked prinia), 3688 nucleotides. It is a transcript of the gene PLOD2, whose product is annotated as procollagen-lysine,2-oxoglutarate 5-dioxygenase 2. The coding region runs from base 374 to 2638 and encodes 754 amino acids. The record is from RefSeq and is a predicted model, not a curated record. Gene Ontology annotation, molecular function: procollagen-lysine 5-dioxygenase activity; L-ascorbic acid binding; iron ion binding. The transcript has 20 exons. Gene Ontology annotation, biological process: peptidyl-lysine hydroxylation. Lineage: Eukaryota; Metazoa; Chordata; Aves; Passeriformes; Cisticolidae. Gene Ontology annotation, cellular component: endoplasmic reticulum.